AUGUUAUUCUCAAAACUAGUGAGCUUGAAAACGCUUUCUCUAGUUUAUAAUGAUUGGACAGGCACUGUAGAAUUUGACACGUUCAAAGGCCUCAAAAACCUCAAUAUGCUUUUGCUAUCGCAUCUCAAACUCUCACUUCCUCGUAUAAAUGAAACAUUUCCACAAUUGAUAAGACUAGAUUUGGUGUAUUGCAAUUUAAGAAAGUUUCCUGAAUUUCUUAGGCAUCAAAAAAGAAUAGAGUCAUUAUAUCUUGAUGAUAACCAUAUUGGUGGUCAAAUACCAGAGUGGUGGCUAAAUGUAAACAAAACAACAUUGAGAAUUUUUUCUCUUUCUACAAAUUCCCUGAUAGGGGAACUCUCACCCACAAUUUGCAAACUUAGUUCUCUUAGCAUGCUUGACUUGUCCCAUAAUAAGCUCAGGGGUAAACUUCCCAAUUGUUUCGGUAGGUUUAGUAAGGCAUUAUCUUCAUUAAGUCUCACAAACAACUCUUUUUCUGGCAAUAUUCCAAAAUUUACCGAGGGAAACCAACUGAAGCUUAUUGACUUAAGUUAUAAUCUCUUUGAAGGGAAGUUAUCGCAAUCACUUACAAAUUGUAAGAUGCUUGGACAGCUUAAUGUCGAAAGAAAUAAGCUCAAUGAUGUGUUCCCUUAUUGGUCAGGGACUCUUCCACAACUGAUAAUUCUAAACCUGCGAGCUAAUCAAUUCCAUGAAGUUAUAAGGAAGCCCCGAACAGAGCUUCAUUUCCCUAAGUUACGUAUAAUCGAUAUAUCUUAUAAUAACUUCAUUGGUAAAUUGCCGCUCAAAUACAUCCAGAGUUGGAAUGCCAUGACUUGUACAAGUGUUGAAAACUUUGGUUAUUUGACAUCAUUAUCCAUCAAUUUCUCAGCAUACUUGAACUUCAUGGGUAAGCCAGUUUUUUAUUUCCAAACUAUACUAUCAAUAAAAGGCAUGUAUAGGCAGUUUGAUGAGAUCCAAAAUAUUAUUGCACUCAUAAACUUCUCCAACAAUAAAUUUAAUGGAGAAAUUCUUGAAGUCAUUGGAAACCUAAAAGGAUUGUAUGUCCUUGAUUUAUCCAAAAACAAUCUCAAUGGUAGCAUACCUUCUUCACUGAGAAAUUUAGCAAGGCUUGAAUCCUUAGACCUUUCUCAAAAUGAGCUUUCGGGGCAGAUCCCUUCUAAACUAGCCCAACUCUUUUUUCUUCAAAACUUCAAUGUUUCAUACAAUCACCCCUCAGGGUCUAUACCACAGCAAAACCAAUUGAGUGCCUUUGAGGGAAACAUGGGAUUAUGUGGCAUUCCAUUACCAAACUUGUGUGGAAACUCUGAAGCAUUGAAACCACCAUUGGUUGAAGAUGAACAUCUAGAAGAGUCGAGUUAUCUUUUUCAAUUUGGUUGGAAAGUUGUGGUGAUAGGAUAUGGAUGUGGAUUUUUAGCUGGAUUAUUCAUAGAGAAAAUUGUGAUCCCUGGAAAUGCAUACUAG
Messenger RNA from Humulus lupulus (European hop), 1479 nucleotides. Its product is annotated as receptor-like protein 54. The record is from RefSeq and is a predicted model, not a curated record. Gene Ontology annotation, molecular function: protein binding. Bases 1 to 1479 code for a protein of 492 amino acids. Lineage: Eukaryota; Viridiplantae; Streptophyta; Magnoliopsida; Rosales; Cannabaceae. The transcript has a single exon.